This is a messenger RNA of Ictidomys tridecemlineatus (thirteen-lined ground squirrel), 6067 nucleotides long. Lineage: Eukaryota; Metazoa; Chordata; Mammalia; Rodentia; Sciuridae. The record is from RefSeq and is a predicted model, not a curated record.
UGGGCAGCUCCAAGCCGCGGCCACUUUUAGCUGGGGGCGUGGGUCGGCCCGCGCCUCCGCGGCUCAGCGGCCCCACCUGCGAGGAGAGGGCGGGAUGCCCGAGCCAGGUGCGCCGGUGCUUUAAGGCCCCGCGCCGCCGGACGUCCCUCCACGGCCGCUCGCGUCGCCUCUAGGCUGCCUGGAGCGUGGUUUUGAGGAGAGCUUUCUGAGCAGCCGCGAUGGCCAGCACCAGGAGUAUUGAGCUGGAGCACUUUGAGGAGCGGGACAAAAGGCCGAGGCCGGGGUCUCGGAGGGGGGCGCCCAGCUCCUCCGGGGGCAGCAGCAGCUCGGGCCCCAAGGGGAACGGGCUCAUCCCCAGCCCAGCUCACAGUGCCCACUGCAGCUUUUACCGCACGCGGACCCUGCAGGCCCUCAGCUCGGAGAAGAAGGCCAAGAAGGCGCGUUUCUACCGGAAUGGGGACCGCUACUUCAAAGGCCUGGUCUUUGCCAUCUCCAGCGACCGUUUCCGGUCCUUCGAUGCGCUCCUCAUGGAGCUCACCCGCUCCCUGUCAGACAACGUGAACCUGCCCCAGGGCGUCCGCACCAUCUACACUAUCGACGGCAGCCGGAAGGUCACCAGCCUGGACGAGCUGCUGGAAGGUGAGAGCUACGUGUGUGCAUCCAACGAACCGUUCCGUAAAGUCGAUUACACCAAAAAUAUUAAUCCGAACUGGUCUGUGAACAUCAAGGGUGGGAUGCCCCGAACCUUGGCCGCCACCACCUCUGUGAAGAGUGAAGUCAAAGAAAGUAAAGAUUUCAUCAAACCCAAGUUAGUGACUGUGAUUCGAAGCGGAGUGAAGCCUAGAAAAGCCGUGCGGAUCCUUCUGAAUAAAAAGACUGCUCAUUCCUUUGAACAGGUCUUGACUGAUAUCACCGAAGCCAUUAAGCUAGACUCGGGAGUGGUCAAGAGGCUCUGCACCUUGGAUGGAAAGCAGGUUACUUGUCUUCAGGACUUUUUUGGCGAUGAUGAUGUUUUUAUUGCAUGUGGACCUGAAAAAUUCCGUUACGCCCAGGAUGACUUUGUCUUGGAUCACAGCGAAUGUCGUGUCCUGAAAUCAUCUUAUUCUCGCGCCUCAGCCGUUAAAUAUUCAGGAUCCAAAAGCCCUGGGCCUUCUCGUCGCAGCAAAUCACCAGCUUCAGUCAGGAGGGGAGGCCAUCACUCCAGUGCCUAUUCUGCAGCCAAGUCCCCAGUUAAUGGAACUCCCAGCAGCCAACUCUCUACUCCUAAAUCUACGAAAUCCUCCAGUUCUUCUCCAACUAGCCCAGGAAGUUUCAGAGGAUUAAAGCAGAUUUCUGCUCACGGCAGAUCUUCUUCCAAUGUGAAUGGUGGACCUGAACUUGAGCGUUGCAUGAGUCCUGAAGUUAUUGGCGGACACAACAUCUUUGUUGGUGUGAAUGGAAACAGGUGCUCUGAAUCAUCAACUCUUCUUGAGAAAUACAAAAUUGGGAAGGUCAUUGGUGAUGGCAAUUUUGCAGUAGUCAAAGAAUGCAUGGACAGGUCCACUGGAAAGGAAUUUGCUCUGAAGAUCAUAGACAAAGCCAAGUGUUGUGGAAAGGAACACCUGAUUGAGAACGAAGUGUCGAUACUGCGCAGAGUGAAACACCCCAACAUCAUCAUGCUCGUCGAGGAGAUGGAGACGGCGACCGAGCUCUUCCUGGUGAUGGAACUGGUCAAGGGUGGAGACCUCUUUGAUGCAAUUACUUCUUCAACCAAGUACACGGAGAGAGAUGGCAGCGCCAUGGUGUACAACCUGGCCAACGCCCUCAGGUAUCUCCACAGCCUCAGCAUCGUGCACAGAGACAUCAAGCCAGAGAACCUCUUGGUGUGUGAAUACCCCGAUGGAACCAAGUCUUUGAAACUGGGAGACUUUGGGCUGGCCACGGUGGUAGAAGGCCCUUUGUACACGGUCUGUGGCACGCCGACUUACGUGGCCCCUGAAAUCAUCGCUGAGACCGGCUAUGGCCUGAAGGUGGACAUUUGGGCGGCUGGUGUGAUCACCUACAUACUUCUAUGUGGAUUCCCACCAUUCCGAAGUGAGAACAAUCUCCAGGAAGACCUCUUCGACCAGAUCUUGGCUGGGAAGCUGGAGUUUCCAGCGCCCUACUGGGAUAACAUCACAGACUCAGCUAAGGAAUUAAUAAGUCAAAUGCUUCAGGUAAACGUUGAAGCUCGGUGUACUGCGGGACAAAUCUUGAGUCACCCCUGGGUGUCAGACGACACUUCCCAGGAGAACAACAUGCACGCUGAGGUCACAGGUAAACUAAAGCAGCACUUUAAUAACGCGCUUCCCAAACAGAGCAGCACUACCACCGGGGUUUCUGUCAUCAUGGUAAGUGGGGCACAGGAUCUGCCACAGGGAGCCAUGGCAUCUGGCCUGACUGCUGAGCUGGCCUCGAGUCCUCUGAGCCAAGAGCUCAGCUCACUGGGAAGUCGGUGCCUUCCACGUUCCUAUGUUCACGGGAGGAUGGGCUUACACAUGGAGGGCACUCAACUUCCCAGGCCUUGGGCACUGGGGGUGGUGCCUGCAGGUGCCAAGGAAGCCAGACUGACGGGUUCAGGUGCCAGGAGCUCCUGGGCAGCAGCCUCCGCCUUGUCUCCCUGUCUUGUUUAGAGAGAGAGCCCCAAUGGGGUGUGCAUUGUGAGCAAAGGCCUACUCUAGGAUUCACACAUAGAUUAUUCUAUGGGAUAAAAGAGUCAAAGGUAGACGAAUUUGAUGUUUUAAAAAUUGGUGUUUUGUAAAAGACAGUUUGGGAGCUUUUGAAAUUACAGAACAACAUUUAAAAAUUUUUUUUUCAUGAUUAGUAAAAUGUUACAAAGUAACAAGAAUCACUGUUUUUUUUUUUUCCAAUACUGGGGACUGAACUCAGGGAUGCUGUACCACUGAGCUUCAUCCUCUGCCCAUUUUAUUUGAGACGGGUUCUCACUAAAUUGCUGAGAUGGACCUAGAACUUGUGAUCUUCCUGUGGAGUAGCUGGGAUUACAGGCAUGUGCCACUGCACCCAGCUUCCAGAAGGUUUUUAAAGGAAGCUUACCUAUAAACACAACAAACAAAAGUGAAAAGUAACAUUAAGAUAAGGGAAGCCAAAGGAAAGUAACAGCAGAAGAAACUGAGUCAGAAGUGAGGUCAGUACACCCACUACCAGCUGUCCAGCCUCAGGGGCGGCCCCUCUCCCCUGGGAAAGGUUCUGUUGGUUUCCUUCCCCUCUGGAGGGAAGACUGUGGCUUCUCGCGGAAGCUUGUAGUCUAGGAACUUGAUGUAGGAAGAUGCAGAGUACACACACACAUGAGCACACGCGUGUGCAUAUAUGUGCAACGCACCCUUGUGAAUGGGAACUGCUCUGCUGUCCUGGUUGAGGUCCUCCACCACAGUCCCAACAGCUGCUGGCCUGUCACUCUCCUCUCCUCGGGGGAGGCUGCCUUCACUUGGCAGCCCUGCAUGUCCCCGCAGUUCCCCCUGCUUCCCUGGGAAGUGUGCUGUCCCCUCCUUCCCCAGACAAAGCGUGGGCCUUGUGACAACUUGCAGGACUUUAGGGUGCUCCAUGCCAGAGACGCAGGCGGCCUCUGCAGUUGCGGCUUUUUCCCCUAGCAGUUUUAACAGUAUUUUGCCAAAAGCCUGGAAAACCCGAGUCAAUCAAUCACAGAAUGACAACUUAAACGCUUUGAAAAGAGCCAUCCCGACUGAGCCGACAGUAUAAAGGCUUUUCACACGACUCCCUCAUGAGAGCUGGCAUCAAGGGUGGGAUAAGUAGCAUGCAGCCUUGCCACUGCCCACGUCAUAAGGCUACUUCUGGGAAAGUUUAGAAAAGUGUCAAAAAUUGGCAUGCACAGGCUGAGGAUGCAAUUUGGUGGAAGGGUACAUGUUUAGAAGUGAGAGGACCUGGGUUCCGUCCCCAGCACUGGAAAAAAAAAAUUUGCAUAGUCGGCAUGCAAUGAAAAAACCUUAAGAGGGAUUCAUUGUCAUCAACAUAACUAUGUUAUUAGCCUUAUAAUUUAGAAGGAAGAAUCUCUACAGCCCUGUGCCCAGAAUUCACUGAGUGAUCAUCUGCUGGGGCACCUUUCAACUCAGGGGUCAGUCAGGUUCUGGGAUGACUGGCUGCUCUACCUUAUGGCCCAGAGCAGCCUGUGUUCUGGAUAAGGAUGCAGACAGAACCUAUAUGUGGUUCUCCAAUGGUGGUUGUCCGUUUGCUGAUGAAGGAGGUCAACAGUCAAACGUCAGUCUUCUCAGCUCUAGAGAAGCUUGUGUGAAUGUACCACUCCUUUAUUUGUAAUUCCAGUGGUGAUUGUGGAAGCUGCAUGUUGACAUGCAUGCUCUCUGGUCAUUGUGUGCUUUUGGCAGGGUCCUGUCUAACCUCGUGUUCCCCACACAACUCUGCAGGUUGUCAGCUCUGAGGAACUGCUGAAUGGCACUGUCACAUUCAGUACCUACAGGAGAGAUCCAUGAAGCUUGUCCCUGGCAGUACCCAUUCUCAGGGCCCAAAGUCAGCCUGUGAAUUUUGGCUUAUUCCCAAAAGUGGCAGGAGGAAGAGGCCUCCUGGUCUUCCUCGCCCAGUCUGGACCUGACCUGGGGCAUGGUUGUAUGGGGAAUGUGUGUGGUGCUCUGUGCCUUCAUCUUCAUCACCAUUACCACACGUCUGAGCAGUUUUUAAUACAUUUUAUGUCAAAAAGUAACCACAAAAUGAUUUUCCCUGGCAUGCAUAUGUCCUCAUUACUGGGAUAUAUGAGCUAAUAUAGUUUCUUGCAGACACAGAUGACGGUAGAAAUGGGGUGUAUGAGUUUUGUGGCUAGAUCAUUAGACAGCUCUUGUGCAACUACAGACAGGACCCUCCUGCCCCAUCACUCCAAUGUUUUCUGACCCUCCGUGCCCUCAGGGUUGAUGCCUGAGGCUCCACUGAGAAGAUUAUAGGAUAGGAAUUGGUGAAUAAAGGUCAAAGAAGUAAAGCUGAUGCUGUUGUCUGCAUUUUAUUUGACAGUUUGAUUUGACAGUUUGAGAGGCACCUCAGAGUUUCCUCCUUUACCCAGUUGAGACUGUGGGAAAUCCCGAAGCAGAAUGCUGGUAUUCAAUGUGCUGUGCUUCCUCAGAGCAGCUCCUAAUUCUCGGCCCUUUCCACCCGCAUGCUUCUCAGACUCUGUGCUCCCAGGCAGCCCUUAGCUUCCUCCUGAUGAGGCGCUUCCUGACAUCCUCCCUGCCAGCCGGGCACGCCCCUGGAAACUACGUGAAAACUUCUCAGCUCUGCACUCUGCCCGCCUUCCCUGAUCCUUCCCAGAUCAGAAGUGCGAGGGAGGAUCCCAAUAGUUCUGCUGUUUUCCCUCAGGGGCAAGAGCGUCCUUUAGGGCACGACAGGGAUCUUGCCAGUGUUUUUGUGAGGGUUUUUGUUGUGUUUCUCCAACUACAUUUCCAAAGCUGAAUUUUUAUCAAUAAGAUGGUCUGAUGCCAGGUAGCCUUGGGAUAAGCGAGGAUAAUUACCUGGGACAGGGCUCUGGUUUCAGGGAGGACCGUGUUUGGGCCGUAUACUUCCAUUUCCUCGUGACUGGUCCUCAGCCUGCUUAAGGAAGGACAGUGCAUUCUGCGGGGUGGCUGCUUUGUUCAUCCCGGGCUCAUCCCAGCCUCAGAUGAGCAGCGGCCAUCUCGUGGCAGAGAAGGGAAUGACAAGGACCCUGCUGCCUGCAGGGGCCGGGGCUGGAGAAAGGCCCCGCCCAUGGAGCGCCUCCUCCGCGGGGGUGGGGUGGCCGCCUUCAGGGGGCCCCUGGGGGACAUCUGGGGUGGCUUCCUUAGUUUAAGAUAGACAAAACUGUCCACCAUGUUGCUUCUGUUGAAAGUAAGUCUGGUUUCUGUCCCCGCUUCUCUCCUCCCUCUCUCGCGCUCCCGCCGCCGCCUUGCUCCCCCUGCCUAGGUCCCGGGCCACGGUACGUACUAACCGCACCGCCACCGCCGCCCGCUCUCGCGCUGCCCCGGGAGGAGGAGAGGAGGAGUAACGGGACAGCGGAGGGUGGCUUGCUUCCACCCGGGAAUGUGCUGUGCUUAUGGUG